Messenger RNA from Esox lucius (northern pike), 982 nucleotides. It is a transcript of the gene cdpf1, whose product is annotated as cysteine rich DPF motif domain containing 1. The record is from RefSeq and is a predicted model, not a curated record. The transcript is spliced from 3 exons. Lineage: Eukaryota; Metazoa; Chordata; Actinopteri; Esociformes; Esocidae. The coding region runs from base 43 to 396 and encodes 117 amino acids.
UAUUCCGCAAAACAACAGUGAAGUUGAACAAGACCAGUCACAAUGGAGCCGACCACAGAUGGGGUGUCUCAGAAUACAUUUACGUGUCACUUGUGUAGUUUAUCCACGCCGUUCACAUACUAUGGACAGAAACCUCCCAAUACAAGGGCUAUUGUUUUGUUGGAAGAGUGUUUUGUGACAAAAGAUCCUUUUAGUCCCGACAGAGAGAAGUUCCUUAUCUUAGGAUCCAACUGCAGUUUGUGCCACAUCCCAGUUUGUGUUGGAACGGGAUGCAGCCUGUUCUACACCAAAAGGUUCUGCAUGCAGUGUGUGAACAAACACUUGGACCAGUUUCCACCUCAGAUUCAAGCUGAGCUGGCCAAAAAGAAGCAGUCAUCAGUUACAGGUGUUUCAUGAUUUCUAUAGGAGAUAAAAUGAAAGACUGAACUCUAGGGGUACAAUACAAAAGACAAUCUAUUGACUUCCAUUUAGGAAUUAUAUCUCACUGAUGUGGCUAGUGUGCUUGCCUUGGUGUCAGGUAACCCAGGUGUUUCUGCUUUUGGGAUCGACAAGUUUCUGUUUUCUGAGAAAUAUACAAACAUUUACAAAAAUCCCAAACCAGCUCUUUGGCCUUGCCCCUUGGCUCUAAGCUCCCUACAUUCUCAAGUGUUGCUGACAAAACUGAGAGGGUGACUUUUGAUAUGUGGCCAUCGGGAUCAAUAAAGCUGUUAACCUCAGGACACACUUAAAUUAAAUAACACCAAACUUGUUUCACUUUAUAAUAAAACAAGGAUUGAAUUGAAAUAGCAUAUCACUGCUGUUGUUUUAGAAGGCUUUGACACUUUUCAUGUAAUAAUAAGAGAUUUUAUUUUACAUAUCAAGUGUUGAGAUCGCUCACCCUCAGAACCAUAAAAGGAGUAACCAAAUCCGAAGAGGUUUAGUCCAAACUAAAGUCUAGUGAAUCGUGUCCUGAUAACAAAAAUAAAGCUACUUCUGUAACUCA